CCUCCCCACUCCACCUCUUCGUUCGAAACCCUAAAGCUCAGUCUCCCUCCGCAGCGAUGCCGCCCAAGUUCGAUCCCUCCCAGGUCGUCGAGGUCUACGUCCGCGUCACCGGAGGCGAGGUCGGCGCCGCCAGUUCGCUGGCUCCCAAGAUCGGUCCUCUCGGUCUCUCCCCAAAGAAGAUCGGAGAAGACAUCGCGAAGGAGACCGCCAAGGACUGGAAGGGUCUGCGCGUCACUGUCAAGCUUACCGUCCAGAACCGUCAGGCGAAGGUCUCGGUGGUCCCCUCCGCCGCCGCCCUGGUCAUCAAGGCCCUCAAGGAGCCGGAGCGCGACCGCAAGAAGGUCAAGAACAUCAAGCACAGCGGCAACAUCAGCCUCGACGAUGUGAUCGAAAUCGCCAAGAUCAUGAAGAACCGCUCGAUGGCGAAGGAUCUCAGUGGUACCGUGAAAGAGAUCCUGGGUACCUGCGUCUCCGUGGGCUGCACCGUCGACGGCAAGGAUCCGAAGGACCUGCAGCAGGAGAUCACAGAUGGCGAUGUCGAGGUCCCACUCGACUGAGUUUUAGGUUUUCAUCUUUGGUAAACUAAAUUUUUCGUUAUAUGUAUUUUGGUUUGGAUAAUUUGGAUGUUAUUAAGUUGGUUUAAGUACUGGUUUCGAGGCAAUUUAGAUGAGUUGAAGGAUUUUUGAUGGCCCAAUUAUGAAAUGCUGUGGAUGCUGUUAUGGUUAGGCUUUGAUAAUAUUAUUUGGGUCCUGCAUUA
Messenger RNA from Rosa rugosa (rugosa rose), 757 nucleotides. RefSeq names its product large ribosomal subunit protein uL11. The transcript has a single exon. The record is from RefSeq and is a predicted model, not a curated record. Gene Ontology annotation, molecular function: large ribosomal subunit rRNA binding; structural constituent of ribosome. Gene Ontology annotation, biological process: translation. Lineage: Eukaryota; Viridiplantae; Streptophyta; Magnoliopsida; Rosales; Rosaceae. Gene Ontology annotation, cellular component: ribosome; cytosolic large ribosomal subunit. The coding region runs from base 57 to 557 and encodes 166 amino acids.